This is a messenger RNA of Lepisosteus oculatus (spotted gar), 4550 nucleotides long. It is a transcript of the gene slc68a1a, whose product is annotated as major facilitator superfamily domain containing 13A. The record is from RefSeq and is a predicted model, not a curated record. Lineage: Eukaryota; Metazoa; Chordata; Actinopteri; Semionotiformes; Lepisosteidae.
CAUUUCUUUCUUUAGAAAGAGGUUUGAGGGGGUAGGAAACGGGUCAGUGGCGGUGAGUGUGCUUUUAUUUAAUUUAAGCGAGGGAGCAUUCGGGAUCCAGGGUUGUCCGUCGAAGAAUAUUCUGAUUCAUUAUGCGGAGGGCGAGGGGCUGACCCGGGCUGCUCUGGCCUCCACGCCGGGCGAUGGGCGGUGGGCGUCCGGGCAUAACCGCGAGUGACCAAGAUGGGCGCGCGGCUGUGGAGCCGCUGGGGGGACGUCUCCACCCCCGUCCUGUACGGCUCCCUGGCGCUCUUCAUCUCCAUCCUCCACAACGUCUUCCUCCUCUACUACGUGGAGACCUUCGUGUCCGUCUACAAGAUCGACAAGGUGUCCUUCUGGGUGGGGGAGACCGUGUUCCUCAUCUGGAACAGCCUGAAUGACCCUCUCUUCGGCUGGCUAAGUGACCGCUCCUUCCUCAGCUCUCCACAGUCUGGGGAGUCCAUCUCGGCGCCAGAGGUAGUGUUGAAGAGGCUGAGGGCUCUCUCCAGAAGUGGGCCCCUGCUGGCGCUCUCCUUCCUGGCAUUCUGGGUGGCGUGGGCCCCGGCCGGCCUGCAGUUCGUGGCCUGCCUGUGUUUGUACGACGGCUUCCUCACGGUUGUCGACCUCAACCACAACGCCCUGCUGGCCGACCUGGCCGUGUCCGCGGGGGACAGGACCCAGCUCAACUUCUUCUGCUCGCUCUUCAGCGCGCUGGGCUCCCUCUCCGUCUUCCUGUCCUACUCCUUCUGGGACAAGGAGAACUUCCUGUCCUUCCGGCUCUUCUGCGUGGCGCUGGCUGCCGUCUCCGUGCUGGGCUUCAGCGUGGCUUCAGGCCUGCUGCGGCGGCGGUUUCAGACCGAGGCCCGGGUCCGACAGGAUGAGGCAGCUGCGCUGAAAGAGCUGUGUGUGGGACAGGCCCCGCUGGCGCAGGAGAAGACGGUCACCCUGGGGGAGUAUCUGAAACAGCUCUCCAAGCACAGGAACUUCCUGUGGUUUGUGUCCAUGAACCUCGUCCAGGUGUUCCACUGCCACUUCAACAGCAACUUCUUCCCACUGUUCCUGGAGCACCUGCUCUCCAACCGCAUCUCCGCCUCUACGGGAUCCUUCCUGCUGGGAAUCUCCUACAUUGCUCCCCACCUCAACAACCUUUACUUCCUGACGCUGUGCCGGCGAUUCGGAGUCUACUGCGUCAUCCGCUGGCUCUUCUUUCUCAAGCUGAUGCUCAGCGUGGUCAUGCUGCUGGCCGGACCGGACCAGAUCUACCUGCUGUGCAUCUUCAUAGCCAGUAACCGUGUCUUCACUGAGGGCACCUGCAAGCUCCUGAACCUGGUCAUCACGGACCUGGUGGACGAGGACUUUGUGCUGAACCGGCGGCAGCAGGCGGCAUCGGCACUGCUCUUUGGCAUGGUGGCGCUCGUGACCAAACCCGGCCAGACCUUUGCCCCCCUCAUCGGGACCUGGCUGCUCUGUUUCUACACUGGCUACGACAUCUUCCAGACAGACGCCCUGCAGGACAAGGUGCCCCCCCCGGCCCUGCCCCCCCCGGCGCUGGCCCCCACCCUGCGGCAGGGCUGUUUCUACCUGCUGGUCUUCGUCCCCAUCACCUGCGCCCUGCUGCAGCUGCUGGCCUGGUCCCGCUUCAGCCUGCACAGCAGGAGGCUGCGCACCAUCAAGAGCCUGCGCCAGGGCGGCCAGCAGGACCGGCCCUGCACCGUCAAGGCCAUCUGAGCCUGCCUGAGCCCCGUCUCGGCCAGCAAGCACACCUGCCUUAUUUUGAUAUGAAGAGAGACAGAUCUUUUAUUUAUGUACGCAGCGCAAAACCGUCGACCAAAAAUAGUCUGAAGGAGGACGUUCUUUUUUUAUUUAAAACUUGACCUCGGAUGAAUUGCUUGUCUGAAGUGCAGCUCGGACCUAGUCCUGCGCAGGCGGAGCUGUAGCAGGUGAGCACUGUAACAACACCGGGACCAAACUGUCCGUCACAGUGUGCCAAAUGGUUUCAUUCAGGAUAUUUCCGAGGUCCUCGGAGUUCUACACCAUUGAGGAGCUCUGGGUUUUAAUGCAUUUUAACAAGUACCGGCUGUUUCGGGAGUUUUGACAACUGAAAUCUCAAACACUGUUAGCAUUUUUGCACUUUUUUAGACCAGUGCUACCUUUUGAAAAUUUUAUCACCACUACUUCAGCCCUAAUGAAAUGUAAUCUUACCUCUCAGGUUACUUGUUUGAAAAUUGUUUGUGACUUUUCCUUAUACAGUACUGUGUUCUGAGGUGCAAUUUUGAAUGAUGAAUAAAUCUGCAGGUCGUUCCGUCUCAAGAAUUGCAUAUGCAGCAGCAUUUCUUUGGAGAUGUCAGCAGUGCUUGUAGCAUCAUUUCAUCACGGUCUUUUGCCCAUUGUGAAGCAAAGCACUGCUGUGCUGGUUAGGGCUGUGCCAAAUCAUAAUAUUUCUUCAUGUCCUGUAUACUAACCCAAUCUGGAUCUGCAGAUCUUAUUAGCCCUGGCUGUCUAGCACCCAAUCAGGAGUGCAUAAGAUAUGUAACGGCCACUCCCACAUGCACACACCCCUCCCACAUUAACAGGCCCCUCCCACAUGCACAUUUCCAAAGCCAGUCAUCAUUGGACGCACUCAGACCUUCACAGGUUGGCAGAUCAAUCUUAGUUCUGGUGAAUCCUGCUCAUGGUUAGCUAAACCCCAAUCUAACAGUCCCCGGCUCAUAAAUCUCAUCCUGCUUUCCUGGUUGAGCAAUUCAGAAACCCGGGCAUUUGUGCUUUUCAGACACAGUUAGGUUGUGGUGUGUCUUAUCGCCUCACGGCUGCUUUUCAUUUUCUUUUAAAUUGCCCAGUGACGUCCAGGAGGGUUUCACCUCAAUCCAGUAGCUCUGAAAUCCCAAUACCAGUCAUUACAUCAUAACCAUUGAUGGCAUCAAUGGAAAGCACUUUGCUAGUGCUUAGUCACUGGCAGACAAGUGCCUUAUGUAAUGUGAGAAACUAUUCAUGACAGGGUAUUGUUUUAGCGUCUCACGGGCUUUAGUCAACCAUUAACUAAGCAAAUUGCUCCCUGGCCAACAACAGGCAUGUGAGAAGUUGUAUCGGUGGCUAAUUGCCAAAUCCCCUUUGAAGUGAAAUGUGUCAUUUAACAAAGUGAGCUUGUGUCUGGAGACCUCUGCAUUUGUCAGCCCAGACCUACUGAUGCUUCUUCUCUAGUGAAUGCCCUUCAAGAUACAGCUCUCUACUAAAUAUCAUUCUGAACUGCAGCUCAAAACAAGGUUUUGUAAAUUCAAGACAGGGUAUGGGAAAGAUAAAGCAGAAAAUAGGAAUAAUUUUCUCUCUCUCUAGGAGAGGCAGAUCCUUGGUACAAGGCACUGUAGCUUUUAUGAAAAUGUCUGUACAGUGACUGCUGAGUCUGGAGAUUGGUCUGGAGACCAAGAUUGUUCUUGGUCUAGGUUCUUGGUCAAUGUCUAACUUAAGUUUUUUUUAUUAAUUUUAAAAUUCUAUGACUGACUUUCUUAUGUGGAUUGAGUUUGAAGGUAAUCACUGAAAAAAACCCUUGAUUUAUAGAAAAGUAAAAGUAUUCUGUUGCAGGCACUGAAGAAGUCAACCAAUUUUAAAACUAUAAAUAGUUUUAGAAGAUAUAAGGGUUCUGUCUAACAUUUCUGCAGUGCACAGUGUUCCAUUCGGUAUGGCUAAAUAUGGAUUUAUUAUAUGCCAGAACUCUGUGGGUGUCUGCACUGUGCACUACUUUCCCAGUCAUGGUCUGACAUAUAGUAUCACUGCAUUUUGCCUUCCGCCCUCUGAAGGGGUCCAGCCAUCCGUUACAAAAAAGUGGUUUGAUCAUGGGUUCAAUCCUAGAUCAUGUCACUAGCCGACUGUGACUGGGACACAACUAACUGAACUAACUGCUUCCGACUAGGGAUUAGUCUUCAGGGCUCAGUCACCAUGCUGCUGUUGAAGGACUUCCUGCACAGCAAUUGGCUCACAGGUGGGCUGGUGGGUGGAGUCAGCCUGCCCCACCCCACCCCAUUCUCCCCCGUGUGCAGUGUGCAGGGUUCAGGACUCUGGCCUGAGACAUCAAAAUCACACAGUUGACUAUCUGAAGUCUAUCUAGUGGUUGAUGACAAAAAUAACUGAUGAUUCUUUUUUAUUUAGUUGUAAUGUAAGGUUUAUUCCAAUUUCAUAAUUUGAGAGGGAAAAUCAUAAUCCUAAUUAGGAUGUUUCAUUUAUUCCACACGUUAAAAAAUAGACAACCGAGUUUUUCAGUGCCUCUGACUCGAAGGCUUUUCCUCAUCAGAUAGGCAGUCAGAUCGCACAGUGGGCUUCAGUCACAGCCCACACACAGUGCCAAUGGGACUGGCAUGUCAGCACAACAGAAGGGAGGGAAAUACACAAGUGCUUUAUGUUUCAUGGACCAAAUGUUAAGAUGGGAAUAACUUUGUUUUUAAACUAUUUGUAGCCAGAUAUGUCUGAUUGUAUCUUUUCUCAAUGAAGUAUUUUGUCAUUGUCAGCUAUGUUUUGUAACUAAAAAGCUCGUUCCUCACUCA